This is a messenger RNA of Cylindrotheca closterium, 1506 nucleotides long. Lineage: Eukaryota; Bacillariophyta; Bacillariophyceae; Bacillariales; Bacillariaceae. The record is from the annotation of a GenBank genome assembly.
AUGAGAAGAAAACGCAUCAACGACAACAUUAACGGCUUGGCCAUGGUGAUGGAAAGAAGAAAGCCCAAAUCUCCUUCCAGGUUUCCCACAGACGAACUAGUAGACAAUAAGAAACGGCUGAGAAUAAGGCGGGGAGGGCCAACAAAUGACUCAAAAUCAAGCACAAGAUCGUCCAUGGAAUUAGUUUUCAGCAUGUUCGCAAUAUGCUUCAUCAUUGGCUACAGUUUUCUCUCGUCAAGAAUAAUAGAAGUCUCAGAGAGUCAGCCUAUUGAUAUCUAUCAUCGUGUGCUUUUUCAGGUCAUUCCAGAGACCAAAAGGAACGAUGGAAAGACUGUUCCACAAUCAUAUCUUCCACAACGACCGAGAAGUUUUGGCUAUUACUUUGGUGACAGCUUCAUUGGUGCUGAGCCAAUUGAUUCCAAUGCCAUUCGGCUCUAUCCUUCACAAGGGGUAGCUCCCUAUUCUAAAAGAGACGCUCGGAAGCAAGAAGAAUUGCUGGAUAGUGCAGACUACAAGAAUGGCAUGGCUACACCGUUGGAACACGGUGACUGCGUGGCGCAACAUGACUGGCAAAAUUCGUUUUACUCUUCCUGCAACCAUUUGAUGGAACAGGAUCUAACGAACCUAUAUAUAAAUGAGAAGGCCCAAGACACCUAUGCUCGAUAUCUCGCUCACGGAUACUGGCGAGACGUCUGGACAAUCAAGAACGAAUUUAAUGAAAGCACUGUAUUGAAGACUAUGCGAUACGAGCACGAUUACACACCUCGGAAUUACGAUCGACAUAGACGAGAUGCUGUAGCCAUGGAACGACUAACAGCAUCUCCGUACAUUUUGGACAUUUAUGGUUUUUGUGGCAACUCUGGACUCUUUGAAUUCGCCGCUGGAGGUGACCUAGAAGAUUCUGCUUAUUAUGGACAAGCACCUGAAUGGUCACCUCGAGAGAAGCUUGUUGUUGCACACCAAGUAGCGUCUGGAAUUAAUGCUGUACAUCACUUCGAGAAAGAUGGAAUACCGGCAAUCGCACACACUGAUAUAGCUCCUGGACAGUUUGUCUACGUUCAGGAGAGCAGAAUAUUCAAACUCAACGAUUUCAAUCGAUGCCGUUUCAUUCCUUGGAACAAGAAAACAAACUCGCCGUGUCCAUUUACCAUCGGCAGUAAUCCUGGGAUUUUCCGUUCGCCGGAAGAAUUCAACUAUGAACCGGAAACAGAAAAGGUGGACGUGUAUUCCAUUGGCAACAUCCUCUACGGAGUUUUGACAAGACUGUUUCCGUUCGAAGCCGAAAAGUAUCCUGCGAAGACGAUCAGGGGGCUGGUCAAGCAAGGCAGGCGGCCGAUGAUUGAUGCCAAAUACAAGAAUUCGACUGACCCCUAUACGCAAGCGCUCAUCAGGUCGAUAUAUGCUUGUUGGAAGCAAGACCCGGACCAAAGAGUCUCCGCGGGUGAUUUGUUGGCCUUUAUCGCAAACGAAAUUCGACGGCUGGACAAUGAAACUGCUGUAGAGUAA